This is a messenger RNA of Rotaria sp. Silwood2, 1137 nucleotides long. Lineage: Eukaryota; Metazoa; Rotifera; Eurotatoria; Philodinida; Philodinidae. The record is from the annotation of a GenBank genome assembly.
AUGGGUAAUCUCUCUCCUAGACAAUCGAAAAAUUUUCAUGGUGGAUUUUCUAGUGAUUUAACAUUGACACCAACUCGAUCAUCAUGGAAAAAGCAAUUGCAAAUAAUUAAUGAUACUUUAAAUGUAAAAAAAAUGUCUUUACGUCAUACACAUGAAAAAAAUAAGCAUUACGGAAUGACAAUUGAUGAAAAUAAUCAUAAUUUAUUCUCAAAAAAACAUUUUUAUGAUAUAGCUAAAAAUAAUUGUGAAAAAACAAAUAAAAAAUUAUCGAAAAAAGAUCAACGACAAAUAAAUGUUAAAAAGUCGUUUAGUCUUUUUUCAAUUAAACAACCAUUAGCUGAUUUAACCAAUAUAGAAAAUUUAAAAGAACCAGUAGAACAACAAGAACAACAAUUAGUGAACAAUAAAAUGGCCACUGUAAUCCAAUAUAGACGAAUGCCAGAAUUUGAAUUGACAACAGUGACAAAACGUCAUUCAACAUUUGUUCCAACCGUAUAUCAUUUACCAAAACCUCAGUCUCAAUUUUACCAUCAUUUUCAAAUUCAAUUGUCUUCCAAUAAUAGUACAUCGAAUAAUAAUAAUCAUGGAUUAUCAUCAAGUACAAAACAUAUUCGUUCAUUACAUCCCACCACAACAAAAGCACAAAGAACGAUAAUUCAAGCAUCAACAAGUGAAUUAUUACAUUGUUUGAGUGAAUAUUUAUGCUCGUCGUGUUCACAUUUGUUACCAAUACUUGAUCCACUCGAUUGUAUUGUAUGGAUAAAAAGUGCUGAUCGUCAACUUAUAUUACAAGGUUGGCAAGAGCAAGUAUUUGUUAGUCCAGUUAAUGUUGUUUUUGUUUAUUUGCUUGUACGUGAUACAUUAACAUAUAUUGUGCCAUCCACAACAAUUAAGAGUGUUUCAGAAUUACAUUCAAUUGUUUUAACUUGUCUUUAUUUAGCAUUUAGUUAUAUGGGUAAUGAAAUAACGUAUCCAUUAAAACCAUUUGUUACAGAUAAUGAAACACGUGAUGUUUUUUGGAAACGAGUUGUUUUGAUUAUGGGACAAUUAAGUUCAAAAAUGUUAGCUAUUAAUCAAAAUCCAAAAUUUUUCACUGAAUGUUUUUCAGAAUUAAAAAAAUAUAAUCUAGUCCAAUAA